GCGUUUCCGGUGGUCGGCUCCCGGGUCGGUUGCCUCGGCGAUGUCGUGGGUUCCCGCGGCUCUGUCCGUGAAGGAGGCUGGAGACCAGGGAGACGUGUUUGACGAGGACGCGGAUGAGUCGCUUCUGGUACAGCGAGAAUGGCGGAGCCACAUGCACAAUCGAGUCAAAGAAGGUUACAGAGAUGGAAUAGAUGCUGGGAAAGCAGUUGCUCUUCAACAGGGCUUCAACCAAGGCUAUAAGGAAGGUGCAGAAGUCAUUAUGAACUAUGGACAACUCAGAGGAACGUUGAGUGCUCUGCUCUCCUGGUGUCACCUUCAUGAUAAUAGUUCGACUCUGAUCAGUAAGAUAAAUAAUCUCCUGGAUGCAGUCGGCCAGUGUGAAGAAUAUGUGCUCACCCAUCUAAAAGCAAUCACUCCCCGGCCCCAUGUUGGAGAUUUAUUGGACUCCAUUGAGGAUAUGGACCUUUGUCAUGAAGUCCCAGCUGAGAAAAAGAUUGAUGAACCUCAGGAUGAAAGACUCCGUGAAAAUAAUGCUGAGUUUAACAAAAACUGUGGCAACAGUCCUAGCAGGGCAGAUUGUUCAUAUUUAGAAGGCUGCAGAACAAAAGAGCCUGCACAUACUGCAAACCCAAGCCUCACCUGGAUUUUAGAACAGACGGCCAGUUUAGUUACACAGCUGGGAGUCUCCACUGAUGUAUUACAGCAUCUCAAACAACUUUGAAACUCUUCCAUUUCUACUGAAAGUGAUGUUCAAAAUAUUCCUAAUAAGGUAUACAAAAUCUGUGCUGGGUUCUGCAUUGAACAAUUCACCUACAGUUGUCCUUCAUAAAGUUUGAAAUGUCUCCAGUAUUAACACGAUUAAAUGUGGUAUACCCCUCCUUAGUCCCUUGUCACCGAUAGUGUAUUUGUAGUUUAAGAUAGGCUGAGUAAGUCCAGGUGUCCUUGUUGUUUUCAACUUUGUGAUCAAAAUCAAGCAUUUUUAAACUAGCAAAAGUGAACGAGAAUCAAACAUUUUGUAAGAAGUUGCUGCUGCUUUCUGCUUCAGUCACCAUCAGGUGGUUCUGUACUUCAUCACCCAUUAAUCAGACCACAAUGACCAAAAUUAACCUAAUGUUAAUAUUAUAGAUAGGCACAUAGAAAUACAUAUAUGUAGGUUUAUAGAUGUACAGCUAUAUAUUUUAUUUAAUCCAUAGUGGAAAUUGAAGUAAUAUUUAUACUGUUAACUAGAUAUUUAAAGCCAAAAUACUAAUAUCAGUUUGGUGUCAUAUUGAUAUGAAGUAAGGAUGGGCAUGUUUGCAAAACUCAUAAUCUCAGCACUUCGGAGGCAGAGGAAGGAGGAUUGAGAGUGUUCAAGACCAACCUGGAGUGAC
This is a messenger RNA of Octodon degus (degu), 1370 nucleotides long. RefSeq names its product Yae1 domain containing 1 (gene Yae1). NCBI's taxonomy places the organism in Eukaryota, Metazoa, Chordata, Mammalia, Rodentia, Octodontidae. The record is from RefSeq and is a predicted model, not a curated record. Bases 41 to 721 code for a protein of 226 amino acids. The transcript has 3 exons.